GGUUUGAGUGUGACACCUGGCAGGACUGCAGGGAGGUUUAGAAUUGUCUAGGGACCAGGAAGGUGGGGCGACUGGACUUCUCUUCCGCUGCGGGCGGCGGCGGGAGGCUCGUGGCCCGCAGGGGGCGCUGCAGCGCCGUCCCGCCGCCGGCCGCCCAGGCCGCCCACCCCGCGGGCGCGCCUCUCUGCAGUCCAGCGCCGCCCGGGCCGGGACCGGCUCGCUCCGAGCGCUCACACUUCUCCGCCGGACAGAGGACGCCGCCCGCUCCGGGCCGCCCCUGUGCUCGCUUGCAGCGCCCGCUCAGCUCACGGCCCUCGGCCCGGCGCCGCGUCGCGCCCGCGUUCCCCCGCGGAGCUCCGGCCCCCGGGAGCUUCUCCGCCGUCGGCGGACCCUGAGGCCCCGCUGCCGGCACGCUCGGCGCCCUGCUCGCGGGGCACAGGGGAGGGCGGCGGCCGGCUGGGGAUGGGCGGCCCGGCGGCGCGGAGGGGCGCCGGGCGGCUCUGCGCGCUGUUCCUGGCGCUGGUGGCCGCGGGGACUCCCGCGGGCGCAUACAAUCUCGACCCGCAGCGCCCGGUGCGCUUCCAGGGUCCCGCCGGGUCCUUCUUCGGCUACGCGGUGCUGGAACACUUCCACGACAACACGCGCUGGGUCCUUGUGGGUGCACCAAAGGCAGAUUCCAAGUACAGCACUUCAGUGAAGUCCCCUGGGGCUGUGUUUAAGUGCCGAGUCCACACCAACCCUGACCGAAGAUGCACUGAACUGGAUAUGGCUCGAGGGAAGAAUCGGGGCAUGUCCUGUGGAAAGACCUGCCGGGAAGACCGAGAUGAUGAAUGGAUGGGGGUGAGCCUGGCCCGGCAGCCCAAGGCUGAUGGCCAAGUGCUGGCCUGUGCCCACCGCUGGAAGAACAUCUACUACGAGACAGACCACAUCCUGCCCCACGGCUUCUGUUACAUCAUCCCGUCCAACCUCCAGGCCAAAGGCAGGACGCUGAUCCCUUGCUAUGAAGAGUAUAAGAAGAAGUACGGGGAGGAACACGGCUCCUGCCAGGCCGGGAUCGCAGGCUUUUUCACCGAGGAGCUGGUGGUCAUGGGUGCCCCUGGGUCAUUUUAUUGGGCUGGGACAGUCAAAGUGCUGAACCUCACAGACAACACCUACUUCAAACUGAAUGACGAAGUGAUCAUGAACAGGAGGUACACUUACCUGGGCUAUGCAGUUACUGCCGGCCACUUUUCUCACGUGUCCACCACCGAUGUGGUAGGAGGUGCCCCGCAGGACGAUGGCAUCGGGAAGGUUUAUGUUUUUAGAGCUGACCGAAGAUCAGGCACCUUAAUUAAGAUUUUUCAGGCAUCAGGUAAAAAGAUGGGCUCUUACUUCGGGUCCUCCUUAUGCGCAGUUGACCUCAACGCAGACGGCCUCUCUGACCUGCUUGUGGGGGCCCCCAUGUUUUCUGAGAUCAGGGACGAAGGUCAGGUCACCGUCUACAUCAACAGAGGAAACGGAGCCCUCGAGGAGCAGCUGGCCCUGACUGGGGAUGGUGCCUACAAUGCACACUUUGGGGAGAGCAUCGCCAGCCUGGGCGACCUUGAUGACGACGGGUUCCCAGAUGUGGCCAUUGGUGCACCCAAGGAGGACGACUUUUCGGGUGCCGUGUACAUCUAUCACGGCGAUGCUGGAGGGAUGGUCCCUCAGUACUCCAUGAAACUCUCGGGGCGGAAGAUAAGUCCAGUUCUGCGGAUGUUUGGUCAGUCCAUAUCAGGAGGCGUUGAUAUGGAUGGAAAUGGCUAUCCUGAUGUCACUAUUGGAGCCUUCAUGUCUGACAGUGUGGUCCUCCUCAGGGCGAGACCUGUCAUCACGGUGGAUGUCACCAUCCUCCUUCCCGCCUCCAUCAACAUCACAGCACCUCAGUGUCAUGACGGCCAGCAGCCUGUGAACUGCCUGAAUGUCACCGUCUGCUUCAGCUUCCACGGCAAGCAUGUUCCGGGAGAAAUAGGUCUGAAUUAUGUUCUGACGGCUGAUGUGGCCAAAAAAGAAAAGAGCCAGUUGCCCAGGGUCUACUUUGUGUUGCUGGGAGAGUCCGUGGGUCAGGUCUCAGAGAAGCUGCAGCUGGUCCACUUGGAGGAGACAUGUCAUCACUAUGUGGCCCAUGUGAAGCGGAGGGUGCAAGACGUCAUCAGCCCCAUCGUGUUCGAAGCCGCCUACAGCCUGGGCGAGCACGUGACGGGCGAGGAGGAGAAGGAGCUGCCGGCCCUGACGCCCGUGCUCCGCUGGAAGAAGGGACAGAAGAUUGCCCAGAAGAAUCAGACCGUGUUUGAAAGGAAUUGCCGGUCCGAGGACUGUGCCGCCGACCUGCAGCUUCAGGGUCACCUCUUACUCUCCAGCAUUGAUGAAAAAACCCCGUAUCUAGCCCUUGGGGCUGUGAAGAACAUAUCCCUAAACAUCUCCAUCUCCAACCUCGGGGACGAUGCCUAUGAUGCCAACGUAUCCUUCAACGUUUCCCGGGAGCUCUUCUUCAUCAACAUGUGGCAGAAGGAGGAAAUGGGCAUUUCCUGUGAACUGCUGGAGUCAGACUUCCUCAAAUGCAGCGUGGGAUUUCCUUUCAUGAGGUCAAAGUCAAAGUAUGAAUUCAGCGUCAUCUUUGAUACAAGCCACCUGUCUGGGGAAGAGGAAGUUCUUAGCUUCAUUGUUACUGCUCAGAGUGGCAACGUUGAGCGCUCCGAGUCCCUGCAUGACAACACCCUCAUGCUGACGGUGCCGCUGAUGCACGAGGUGGACACAUCCAUCACUGGAAUCACGUCUCCAACCUCCUUUGUGUAUGGCGAGUCUGUGGAAGCAUCCAACUUCAUUCAGCUGGAUGACCUGGAGUGUCAUUUCCAGCCCCUCAACGUCACCCUUCAGGUCUAUAACACUGGGCCAAGCACCCUUCCUGGGUCAUCUGUCAGCAUCUCUUUCCCCAAUCGCCUGUCACCCGGAGGAGCAGAGAUAUUUCAUGUCCAGGAGAUGGUGGUGGGCCAAGAGAAAGGAAACUGCUCUUUCCAGAAGAACCCAACUCCCUGCAUCAUCCCUCAGGAACAAGAAAAUAUCUUCCAUACAAUAUUUGCUUUUUUCACAAAGUCGGGAAGAAAAGUCUUGGACUGUGAAAAACCAGGAAUUUCUUGCCUAACACUGCACUGUAACCUUAGUGCACUCACUAAAGAAGAAAGUCGUACUAUAGACAUUUACAUGCUGCUCAACACAGAAAUACUGAAGAAGGACAGUUCCUCUGUCAUCCAGUUCAUGACCCGUGCCAAGGUGAAGGUGGACCCUGCCCAAAGGGUGGUGGAGAUGGCAAGUGGGAACCCGGAGGAGAUGACGGUGGUCUUUGAGGCGUUGCACAACCUGGAGCCCCGAGGCUACGUCGUGGGCUGGAUCAUCGCCAUAAGCUUGCUGGUGGGGAUCCUCAUCUUCCUGCUGCUGGCCGUGCUGCUCUGGAAGAUGGGCUUCUUUCGCAGAAGGUACAAAGAAAUUAUCGAAGCUGAGAAGAACCGGAAAGAGAAUGAAGACAGUUGGGACUGGGUCCAGAAAAACCAGUGACCUGCCACUGCCGUCCCGUGACCCAGUCGUUCGCCUGUCGUCCCGAUCUUUGUAUCUUCCAUAUUUGGAAGAAAGAAUCUUCUCCAGAUUUUUCGGAGGCCCCACUGAUGCUGUUCUUGUCCUCAUUCUCUCAAGCCCAGGUGCCAACCUGAGGCAGCCACUUCGGCCAGGUCACCUGACUGGAACCACCACCACUUGCUUUUCAGGCUGAACUCGGAACUUUGGAAAGCCCGCUGCAGAGCUGGGUACUAUUUAUGGAGGCAACACGUGUGGUCAACCCUCAGGGGAAAACUGUUACCUAAAAGUAUUUUUAUAAAUAUAAGCCUUUUAUACUGAUUAUGUCUUUAUAUUUGUAUCAAUGUUUUAUUAUUUCUAUUAAAUGGUUAUAUAAUUCACUCAAGCACUGAUAUCUGGCCUGAAAUCUUGGAAAUACAUGGAAGUUCAUACAAGUGUUAAAGGAGAAAGAUCUUACUGUACUUUGGAACUUGCUGUUAAAAAAGACUCACCCGUGAAAUAAUUGGAAGACACCUCAUGUGAUGAAUCCCAGUGGGAGGUGCUGUGGCUGUGGCUGACCCCAGAACAUUUAACAGCUUUGUUGCCUGGAGUCGAGUGUGAAGAAAUGUGCUAAAGAACCAUGAGUGGUGGUUUCUUUUUUUCAUGCGUACCUUUCAUUGGAAGAUUCCCAGCAGGAAUUUGGAUGGAAAACCCUGAUUUCUGAGGUCUGCUGUGCAUCACCUCAUACAGCACACAUUUCACCCUCUUUCCACUCGGAUUAAGACCUGAAAGCUUGGAGCAAUGCCAGUCAGUCAUCUGGUAAACCUCAGAAUGGCGUCUCAUCCUGGACAUCAUGCCUCAGAGUCCACACACCACAAGGACUCCAUCAGUGCCCACCAAGCAGAGACUCGUGUCUGAAUGCUGGGAUGUGUUGCCUUUUUAUGGUAAUUUGAGUCUGGAGGUCUCCCUUUUUUCUAUCACUCUUGCUGUCCCAGCUAAUGGUAAUUGCAGAGUCCUUCUCAGAGAUAACCAUUCAACCUGUGCUUCUGUUUUUUGUUGUUUUUUUUUUUUAAAUCAUGUCUUAGGUAGGAUUUUUAAGAGGUAGGCUCUGAGAGAAGGAUCUUCAUGCAAUAACUUAUUAAGGAAGUGUCCCCUGGGCCCCCUAGGAAAGACAUGAGGGAGGAAAGACAGGGAAGGGAAGAAGCCAGGGAAGGGAGCCCUUUCAGGACAGGUCCUGUGCAGAGGAGCUUCAGCCUGAUCCCACAGCAGCGGCUCGUGAGGGUCAGUUAUGCCUCAGAGUUGUCCCAAACCGGGGCAAGGGAGCUGAGCUUUCAUAGCCUUGCACCCAAAGAAGAUGUAAACUUCCUGCUUCCCAUUCCUGCGGGCAAAAUGGAGCCGUAGCUCAGGAGCAGCCCUCAAAAAGAGCACUGCACCCCCAAGCUGGGAGGCACACAGAAAUGAUGCAAAAGAAAUGAUCCGAAGAGUCCUGAGCAUAGCAUUGACGUCCUCGCCCGUCCCUUGCACAAGUGAAUGCUGAGCGAUGGCCUUUGCUAUCCAAGCUCUCUGUUGGACAGUGUUUAUGACCAACUCAGUGCUGCUAGUUUUGAGUGCAGUGUGGUUCUCUGAAAGGAUGUAACUGGCUCAGUACCAUGCCUGGCCCCUAGUGAACCCUCAGUAAGAGCAGCUCUGGCUGUUGUUCCCACUGCUGAAAGGCCAUCUGGCACGAGAGAAAACGUGCCUGAGAGUGAGUCUUACAGAGUCCUUAGUGACAUAUCUCGGCUUGCUCAAGCCCUCAGUACAACCAGAUGGCAUCAGAUGGAAAUGAAACAAGAACUAAGACCAGGGGUCUUGCUUACAGAGUCUUGUUGACUGGGCGCUAACAUGUUGGGGGCCAGUGAACAUUGUUGCAAAGACACAGAACUUGACUUCGGGGAGACAAGUUUUUCUCUACACUUUCUUGGCUAAUAUGUGCAAAGAUUUCUAAAGUUUUGGCAGUUAUGAGGGUGCCAGGCGGUUGCAAACUGGCAGGGAACAUGUGUGUCUUUUUGUUUCUUAAACAGUUGACUCUGAUACAGGAAGAUAGAAUGCAUCAUGCUUCCCUUCCUGGUGAACAUGGUAAUAGACAAAGGCCAAAGGGUCAAGGGCAUGAACUAGGCUGGUCUUGGAAUGAAGGCAGAAGUGUUGCUUUUCACAGAGGGACAGAGAUCCAGAGGUAGCGACAGGCAGAUGCAGGCGAGGAAACCAGUUCUCAGAGUACAUCUGUGAGUUUUAUCAAAAGCAGUAAAAUCCAUCUGAGUGGGUUUUUUCACUCACUUAACAGAUAUGUAUGGGGCCCCUGCUGUGCAGCAGGCAUUGUGCUAGGUAUUAGAGGUUCCCCAGGGAACACUGCGGGCACAUUUUCCCCAGGGGGGAGGAAGACCUUCCCACAGCGGGGCAUAGAGCGGUUCCUUUACGAGCUCUCAUUUGCAAGCUUUCCUUUGGUGGAUUCUCCCUCAUUGUGUCAUGUUGUCCUUUCAUGAAUCGUUUAGGAUUCUUAGGUGGUAGGCCUGGGACAGCUCUGUCAGCAGCUUUGGCCAGUUGCAUUAAUAGCCACUAACCCACCUCCUGCAAGGGAUGCAGACGCAUUGGUGAGAGCGUAGCAGGGUGACCCGCAUGCCCACGGCUCUGCCAACCAGAUUUAGGGAAGGGCAGGCUCAAGAGGGAGUCUCAGAGCUGGGAUCCAUGUGGUUUUGGCCGAUUCUGAGUGGAAGACACACUUGAGUGGUCACCUACCCAGGAGAUGAAGGAGGCUUCAUAGGGCAGUUUAAAAAAAAUCCUACCUGGCAUCCCUCAGAGUAAAUAUUGGCAGGCUCUCUGGGACCCAUUUGCAGAAGGUGGUACCUCUGCUUAUCUCUUGAUGCUGAGCAGCAGGCAGGGCUGCAGGACUAGGGGAGUGGACCAUUUAGCACAGAGGUGGAGAGGGAGGUCAAGCAGGUUGUCAGCACUCACUCCGCUUGGCCAGUUCACCUGCUCCAUCCAGCUCAGAAGCCGGCUCUCAGGUGAGCAGACAGGAUGGGUUGUUGUGUCUCUGUUCCCUCUCCAGAAAGUUCUUUGCAAAUGCCUUCCAGUUUCCAUCUCCCCUGCUUCUGUGGGUUAUCUGCUGAAUCCUAUCCAAAUGUUCUCUUGCACAGCAUUAUUUAGGUCAGCUUCAACUUUUGGUUGUGUAUUCACUAGGGUUUUAAUCAACUGUCAGAAGGAUGGAGAUGCUUUUUAAAUAUGAAAAAGGACCUUUAUAGAAAUUAAGUGAAAUAAUGCCCACCUUUUCAAAAAUUAUUUGCUGGAGUGCCCACUGUGGUGCAAUGGAUGAUCAGCAGUGUCUCUGGAGUGCUGGGAUGAAAGUUCAUUCCCCAGCCCAGCACAGUGGGUUAAGGAUCCAGCAUGGCCGCACCUGCAACCUGGGUCGCAACUAUGGCUUGGAUCUAAUCCCUUGCCUGGGAACUCCAUAUGCCACAGGGUGGCCAAAAAGUUUAAAAAAAUUAUUUUCUCACACUCAGUUUACAUGGGAGUAAGUGAGGAGUUUAAGUGACCCUAGACGCAUCACAAAGAAGAGGCCGUGAGGUUCAGGAAUGACAGGAUGCUAGUGGAAGUGAGUGGGCCCAGUGGCUUUAUGGUAACUGACAGGCACAUGUCCGGAAUCACUUGUCACUGAGGUCACUAAGGCAUUCUCAGUUCUUCAGGAAAAUUCCAUCAGCAUCACCAACCCAUCAGCAUUCUGAAGCUGGGUGAGCUUUGUAGAAAGUCCAACAGAAAGUCCUCCUCUAUAUGUAGACUUCAGCCCUAGAGCCAGUGGCAAGGUGGUUCAAAACAAAUCCAGCGGGCCUACCAGAAACAUCCAGGACCGGUUUUCAGUGUGGAAGUGGAGUAGAUCCCUUAGGUGUAUGUGAUGGCGCUGCAUGUUCCCUGUGGAACCCCAACAUAGUCACUUGUAAAAAGCUUAUUCUACUUUUAUUUUUGGCUAAGGCCAUGCCAGGCGAAUGCAGUUAUGCACAGGGUACAUGGAAAACCUAUACCUGAUUCAGACUUCCCAAAAUUUAGAGGCAAGGCAAAGGAUUGGUAUUUGGGGGAAAUGGCCCUUCAGCAGCAAAAAGGCAUGCCCCUUAGAAAUGCUCCAAGCAUGCAGGGUUUUAGUCCAUGUUUUGUUUUGCUAUAUAGAGCAAUAAUACACACAGUGGAGAAUAUGUUCUGAAGCAAGGAAUAGAUGAAGGGUUAGGAAAGGGAGGCAGUAAGGCCAAAAUGAACCUUUUAGAGUAUCUUCUGACUUUCAGCAUGUUAGGGGGAUUAUGAACAAAUGCCCCAUGUGGUGCAAUGCUUUAUAGCACAAUGAUCUAGAUUUCAGACUUUGUUAAGGUUUUUUUUAAUCUCGGAUGUGCACGGUGUGACUGGCAGAGUGAGUUUAAAAGCUUUCAGAGUGAUUAAUUGCAUGGCAGGCACCCACACUAACUUCGCUUCCCCAACUUGACUGCCGCACCCAUGUACGUUUCCGCUGAGGAAUGGCAGUGGGAGGGUAUUCCUCUGCACGAAGUCACGUGUAGUCAAGUCUCUGCAGUCACUUCUGAUUGAUUCACUUGCACUGUUUGGGAAAUGCAGGUUUACCAAAAUACAUGUUUGGAAUAAAAAAAAAAUGGCUGCAAACGA
Sus scrofa (pig) is the source of this 8238-nucleotide messenger RNA. It is a transcript of the gene ITGA9, whose product is annotated as integrin subunit alpha 9. Lineage: Eukaryota; Metazoa; Chordata; Mammalia; Artiodactyla; Suidae. Gene Ontology annotation, cellular component: integrin complex; external side of plasma membrane. Gene Ontology annotation, biological process: cell adhesion mediated by integrin; cell-matrix adhesion; cell-cell adhesion. Gene Ontology annotation, molecular function: integrin binding. The record is from RefSeq and is a predicted model, not a curated record.